Messenger RNA from Capsicum annuum, 1115 nucleotides. Its product is annotated as glucan endo-1,3-beta-glucosidase 13. The record is from RefSeq and is a predicted model, not a curated record. The coding region runs from base 224 to 760 and encodes 178 amino acids. The transcript has 4 exons. Lineage: Eukaryota; Viridiplantae; Streptophyta; Magnoliopsida; Solanales; Solanaceae.
CAUUACUCACACGAAAAGAGGAAAAAAAGAAAAGAAAACACACAUUACGCAUAAAAAAAUAAAGAAAAAUUCUCUUGAAGAAAUGUUUUGAUUCUUCUGCUACUCUGCAUUUAAAAGUGGACAGGCAUUAUAACACAUCAGCUUUCUUUCAUUAGUAUAAACACAAAGAGAAGAAAAGGAAGAGACGAAGCUAGUUAAGUUGUGCUAUUUUGUAUUUUACACCAUGACACUUAAAGUAUGGAUCUUUCUGAGCCUUUUGGUCAUGAAAUGUUUUGUUGUGCUAAAAGUAGAGGGCAUGGUGCAAGAGAAAGAGGAUGCAACUAUUCCAAUGACAAGUCUAUCACCUCCAGAAGGCAACAUUACAUUCCUUGGUGGCACAACAUGGUGUGUGGCGCGGCCCGGGGCUCCACAGUUGGAUUUACAGAAUGCAUUGGACUGGGCUUGUGGAUUGGGGAUGGCGGAUUGCAGGCCCAUCCAAGCCGGUGGCCCGUGCUUUGAGCCCAAUACACUUUUAUCCCAUGCCUCAUUUGCUUUCAAUAACUACUAUCAACAGAAUGGAAAUUCUGAUAUUGCUUGCAACUUCGGAGGAACUGCUAUGUUGACUAAAAUCAACCCAAGUCAUGAAAAAUGUAUUUAUGCUACAUCCGGUCCCAGGAUUGAGGACAUGAAGUCUGCAGCACCUCCAUUUUCCAAAGAAAGCUUAAGCAUUAUGUGGUUGAAAAUUGCCAUGAUUCUUCUUCUCAUGUACUCAGGAAGUUGAGAUGUAAAUUUUGCUAUAUGCUCUAGGAAAAAAAAAAAAGGGAGCGGAGUUUUUGUCUGGAAGAAACUGGAGGGGGCAUAAUCAAGAAGAGAUACUCUAGUUAAUUAAUUAAGAUAUGUAUAGCUCUUUGGGACAUUCUUAGAGUGGUUUAAUUUCUUAAGUAUAUUCCCUCCUUUCUUGAUGUAUUAAAGAAUCUCAACCAUUGAGAGAAAAUCUUUGUCCUUCUUUGUUACGAAGAAAAAACAAAAUAGAUGGAUGACCUUAUACUUGGUUUGAUUUGUAAAGUGGAUGUCUCUACUUAAAUAUUUGUCAUUUGAACCCCUCAACUCAAUAAAACUCUACAUUUUAAACUCUA